Messenger RNA from Synchiropus splendidus (mandarinfish), 3017 nucleotides. RefSeq lists its product as uncharacterized. The coding region runs from base 1122 to 1925 and encodes 267 amino acids. Lineage: Eukaryota; Metazoa; Chordata; Actinopteri; Syngnathiformes; Callionymidae. The record is from RefSeq and is a predicted model, not a curated record. The transcript is spliced from 4 exons.
AUCCUUCAGUGCUAAAAUCCACAUAAAAUAAUGAGGGCAGAUUGUCAGGAGUAAAACCAAAUUCACUGAGAGAUAUAGACCGUUUGAGAAAUAUGACCUUUGCAAAGGUUGGGGUGUUUCGUCAAGUCAAGUUUCCUGUUUUUUCAUGUCGGUUCUGGGGGGAUCUGAGAUGUGGAUAACCAAAAACUUCUCAGGCUUCUGUGAUGUCAUGUUGUCUUUAAUUCAGAACAGAAGGACACAGCACUUGUCCAAAAAGCAUCUAACAGAAAAGAAAGUCUGAAACAAUGGCAGGAAUAAUGAAUCCAAGUGGAUGAAACAAAUGUUUGGCUCCUUUGUUUUUCCCACCCGACAGGACUGAGCCCAGAAGAGACCUUUGCUGCUGCAUUGAUGUGAGAUGAGAAUCUGAGUGGCAUCACAGGUGUCCACCAGGAAGCAGCAGCAGGACUUGGAUGGUGGACAUGUGUCUGAGUCCAUGUUGAGCCAGGAGAGACUUGUCUGUCAAGUUCUGGCUCUGGUAGCACACACGGAAGUCUGAGGCUGAAAGAGACGCAACAUGUUUAAAAUGAAGCCACGGUGAGAUAAAACUACAUCUAUCAGCCACACUUGACUCUGUGUAGUGUUAUAAUAAUAAUAUUAACAUUGUUAUUAUUGUUCUUAUUAUUGUUCUUACUAAGAAUAAGAACAUGAAUAAUAAUAAUAAUAAUAAUAAUAAGUAUAAAAUUAAGAAUAACAAUAACAAUAACAAUAAAAACGUAAUAAUUUGUUUUAAGUUGCAAGAUAAGACUUGCGACAAUAGCGAAGAAACGAAGUCGGUCUUACUGAGUUGCAGUUUCGUUUUGAGAAUCUCUUUCAGCGCCGUCACGGUCAUUUUCCCGAACUGCUCCUCAUUCUGACACAGAUCGAGGACCAAACUGUCCCCUCUGGGUCCGCUGACGUAAAGCUGGAUCACCAUGCUGCUGCCUCCUCGGGUGGGAUGAGACACUUGGUUCGAGUAGAACAGUUCUUUCUGAUCUGGCUUUUUUCAUAAGACCUCCUCCAAGCAGAAGUCACGUGAUUUCUGUGAACUAUGGACGAGAUCAUAACUCACCUAACGAAAAUAUCUGGAGAAUGAACAAGCAAACAUGGGCUUCUGGAAUUCUAAACCCGCUGCGGUGGAGAAAUGCUACGACCCGAAAGACCCCAACCUGAGGUUUGUGGAGCGAGAGGACGAGAUGGACGUCUUGUGCGUCAACUACAAGUCUCCAAGAGCGCUGAUGUCCUGCGGUCACUCCGUCACCCCCAUGUCACUCACAAGUUACUGCCGUCGUUUAUUGGAAGAGGGGCGCAGCAGGUUUGUGUGUGCUGUGUGUGAGGAAGAAUGGUCCUUCCAGGAGGUUCAGAAAAUGGCUCUUCUAACUCCUCAAGAGGCUGAUGACUUUAAGAAGAUGAUGUGGGAAAACUAUAAAGAGGAAUUUGAAGUCAAAUCUUGUCCAGGCUGCAAGUCAUCUGUCCUGAGAACCAACCCCAACAACCUCAGUGUCAAAUGCACAGUUUGCAGUGCUGGUAGAGUUGGGAGCUUCGUCUUCUGCUGGCAGUGUUUGAGGGAGUGGAGAGGUCCAGCUCCUCGAGCAGACUGUUGUGACAACGAAGGUUGUAACACAACACCCCUGGAGACACUGAAGAACUGUCCAGACAUUGUCUUUCAAGAUUCAGAUUUAGCCAAGGUCACUGGUUGCCCUUCAGUGCGGGCCUGUCCCACUUGUGGUGUCCUGGUGGAGCACAAUACAACAAAAUGCAAGUACGUUGUUUGCCGUUGUAAUGCAAAUUUCUGCUUCAUUUGCUUGAAGAUGGAAAAGGACUGUAAUACAUCAGGUGGCUGGUUUAAACUCUGCAGUGACGGCGUGGCUCCCAGACAAACUUCCAUACCUUCUCGGCGACAUGUCUGAAGGCAAUGGAGAAGCAACAUGUAAAAUAAGCAAGAAUGAAUAAUUUUACAAGAUCUCAAUGUAAUGUGAACCAUUUCUUCUUUUGGGGCUUUAAAAAAAGAAAAGAGAGAAUUCCUUGUGCUUUCAUAUUCCCAAAAUUAUGGUCAGGUCUGACAGAUUCUAACUGGUUUGAUAGAAUGCCAACAGCUCUCUGCAGUUGCAUUGAGCUGCACUGUUAUUAUAUAGUUACAAGAGAACGGGAAACAGUUUGGAUAUCAGUGUUCGUCAGUGAUAUUCUAUGUAUUGAAGGCAGCUGGAGACGGGACUCACAGCGGCAAAGUUAGAAAGAGAACAAGAGCUCACGAAAGAGAAAAUCAGGAAGUGGUUAACACCAGAAAACAGUUCACGGGUCCACAGCUGAAAAUAAAACGGGUUUGUGCGCCAUCAGCAUACUGCGUGUCAGUGUGUGUGUGUGUGUGUGUGUGUGUGCAGGGGCAAACUCAGAAAAAAAAACAUUUCUAUUGAAAAUGUACAUAAACACGUGUGACACAUUUGGAGGUAUUCAAUCAUUUUGCAUGUGAAAAUUUGUGCACUGACUGGAUGUUGUGGAGGCUGAGACGAUUCAAAAGAGAGCGGCGUGUGUGUUAAAAACCUGCUUGAGAAAACCAUCAACCGCUUUUGCGAUGUGGUAUGAUGGGGUGUCGUGUUCUGCGAUUAUCAGAACUGAAGCAAUUGAGAACAGAUGUCCUUUAAGGGAUUUAUGACAAUAAUCAUGAGAAUGUAUCACUGUACUGAACACUGUUUUGGAGCUAAAAACGGCAGUCUCACAGGUUUAUGCCAUUACACUCAACCAUGACAAAUGGGGAAAGUGGAAAUAAGCAUGUGAGAGACCUCAGUUAUCGAGGUCAUCAGGCAGCAAUUCAAGCCUUUGCUAUAAGAGCGGCUCUUCAGUCUGCUCCUUUUCUCAGUGUAAUGAUUGUAAUUGACUGAACUGUAUGCCGUGUGAAAAUAAAGAAGCCAUGUGGUAUAAUAGCUACAAAUGUCAUGUAACUUUGUAAUGUAAUAUCGGAGCUUGACAUAAACAUUCAUUCAUACAAUGCGUGUAUGUUUUGU